This is a messenger RNA of Dicentrarchus labrax (European seabass), 1512 nucleotides long. RefSeq names its product olfactomedin 4, tandem duplicate 1 (gene olfm4.1). The record is from RefSeq and is a predicted model, not a curated record. The transcript is spliced from 5 exons. Lineage: Eukaryota; Metazoa; Chordata; Actinopteri; Moronidae. Gene Ontology annotation, biological process: signal transduction. Bases 2 to 1414 code for a protein of 470 amino acids.
AAUGAUCUGCACUCUGUAUUUCUUAGCACUACUGAGCUCCACGAUGGCCUGGGGGCGAGUAGGCCUGUGGAGCGAGGGGAGGAAUGAGACAGGAGGUGGAAGUGGGGACAGGUGCACUUGUGAUGCCUUCUUGCCAAGCUCUACCUUUCCUAUCAAAGACCUGGUGGUGGUAGAGCAGACAGUUGUGGAGAUCUCACACAAACUGGAGCUGGAGAUGGGCAAGCUGGAAGACUACGAGACCAAGCUGACAGCCUAUGCAGAAAAGAUAAUAAAGCUGACAGUAGAAAUUGAAAAAAUGGAGAAGAAUCCUGAUGCUUACAAUGAUGCCGACAAGGAUGAGGUGAAGGUGGAGAUUAAACAAGUGGAAGCUCUGAUUAAAGAGCUGCAGCUCUCCAUCAAUGGCUCCACCACUGUCUUUAAGUCUCUGCACGUACAGAUCACAGCCAUGGUGGUCACCCUGAACAGGCUGGAGAAGACCUACGACAAGAAUGUGGUUCUGGUGACGCGGCGGGAGUACAUCAAAGUGCAGCUGCAACUAGAGGAGUGCGAGAGACGCCACCAGGAGCUUUUCAACCCCAACAUUGGGUCUUGUGCACAUACAGGUAUCAUCAAGAUCAGCAAACCCAUUGUAAGCCAACUGAAUGCUCACCUUAAUGCUGGCUACAAAUAUGGAGGCUGGGGAAAAGAUUCAAAGCCUCUUCCCGACAGAGAAUCUAUGUAUUGGUACUCUGGGUACACUAGUGGCUCCAUUGUUGACAUUAGGUUCUACACUAACUACAAGAACCUCAUUUUGAGAAACCAGUUCCAGCAUUACAACUUACACAGCAGCUGGUAUGGUACAGGGAACAAUUUCAUCAUCCGUGACAACACUCUAUAUUAUCAGAUCAAAAACCCGUUUGGGUUGGCCAAACUGAAUUUCACCACCAUGAAAUAUGAGUCCAGGGUAAUUCCUAGGGCUAGCAGCAGAUUCUCCUACACUAACUCUCCCAAUCAGAAUUUUGACUUUGCUGCUGAUGAAACCGGCCUGUGGGUGACCUAUGCUACAGAGGUGUCCGGUGGCCGGAUGGUCAUUGCUAAAAUAGACGAGCCUUCUUUUGGGGUUGUGGAGGAAUGGCAGACUAGUGUCUAUAAACCAGGUGUGAGCAAUGCUUUCAUGGUGUGUGGCGUUCUGUAUGCUGUCAGAACAGUUGACAUUCAAACGGAAGAGAUAUUUUAUAAGUAUGACACCAAAACCAAGCAGGAGCGCUACAUUAGUGUUCCCUUUGAGAGGUUCCAGGAUAAGUUUUCCAACCUGGACUAUAAUCCCACUGACCAGAAGCUCUACAUGUACAAUGACGGCUACUAUGUUAACUACCAUCUGUGGUUUAACCACACAGCUAAAGCCACUGUGGAACCACCAUUUGCCCUGAUCUAAAUCAUUAUCUGUGUCUCCAGUUUUAUGAAUGAAGCAAUCAUUAUCUUUCUUUCUCUCUUUUCCUUCUCCUUGAUCACUAAUAAAUGAUCUUGAGCAUU